CCGGAUAACGAGCGGCAGGUGACGACCCGUCGGCGCAGAUGCUGAGAGCGCGGCUCUCUGUGCGUCACGGCGCGCUCCGGACUCUCCUCCCUGCCUCAGAUGUUCGGAUGCUCAGCAUGUGACGCUCCGUCCGUCCUCAGAGUCCGGUGAGCGCUUAAUCUGGACCACAGCCACGCACGCAAGCUGCUCGGUGGACAUGCUCAUUUAUUCACCUCUCCUCACGCCACGUCACUUUAAACGGGGAGGACAUCGCCGCAAAAGACCCACGAUCUGAAGCAAAACCUGGAGUCCAGGCGUCACUCCUCUGGAUCUUCCUCAUAGCUGCAUCCAUUCAUCUCUUCUCCUCACUCCUCUUCCAUCAGUAAUUUUUCUCCUCCUCUCAGCCGCUCCCUCUCUCUCUUUCUCCUUCGUUGCUUUUUUUUUUCUCUCCAUCCCCAUCCCCGCUUUCCCGGACCCCCCCAGCCUCCCUGAUGCCUAAGAACAGCAAGGUGAUACAGCGCGAGCAGAGUCAUGAGCACGUCACAGAGUCGGUGGCCGACCUGCUCGCCCACGAGGAGCCUCUCGAUUACAAGAGCAGCUCUCUGAAUGUGGGAGCGGCCGCUGGAAAGAAGGUUCCUCAGAUCGAAGUGCCCGAGAACGACGGCCGGCCCGCGUGGAACAGCAAGCUGCAGUACAUCCUGGCCCAGGUGGGCUUCUCUGUUGGGCUCGGAAACGUGUGGCGCUUCCCGUACCUGUGCCAGAAGAAUGGAGGAGGUGCAUAUUUGGUUCCUUAUUUCAUCCUCCUCCUCAUCAUCGGCAUCCCUCUCUUCUUCUUGGAGCUGGCUGUGGGUCAGAAGAUAAGGCGUGGCAGCAUCGGAGUUUGGAACUACGUCUGUCCGCGUCUUGGUGGGAUAGGGAUGUCCAGUCUGAUGGUAUGUGGAUUUGUGGGUCUCUACUACAACGUCAUCAUUGGUUGGAGCAUCUUCUACUUUUUCCAGUCCUUCCAGCACCCUCUGCCAUGGAGCGACUGUCCGAUUCGAAGGAACGGGACAAUUGCCUUUGUGGAGCCAGAGUGUGACAAAAGCUCGGCCACAACGUAUUUCUGGUACCGGCAGACUCUGAACACGACCAGCACCAUCGCAGAGAGCGGUGGCCUCAACAUCAAAAUGACCUUAUCUCUGCUGGUGGCUUGGAUAAUCGUCUGCCUCGCUGUCAUUAAAGGAAUCGCCUCUUCUGGGAAGGUGAUGUACUUCAGCUCUCUUUUCCCUUACUUGGUGCUCUUCUGCUUCCUGGUUAGAGGUUUGAUGCUGAAAGGAUCAAUAGAUGGGAUUGCUCACAUGUUUACGCCAAAGCUGGAGAAGAUGCUGGAGCCGCAGGUUUGGAGGGAAGCAGCCACUCAGGUCUUCUUCGCUCUGGGUCUGGGGUUUGGAGGGGUCAUAGCCUUCUCCAGUUACAACAAAAUAGACAACAACUGCCACUUUGACGCUGUGCUCGUCUCCGUCAUCAAUUUCUUGACUUCCAUUUUGGCCACGCUGGUGGUGUUCGCCGUGCUGGGCUUCAAGGCCAACAUCAUGAAUGAAAAGUGUAUUUCCGAAAAUGGAGAAAAGAUCCUGGGAUACCUCAACUCCAACCUCCUGAGUCACGAUCUCAUUCCUCCUCACGUGAACUUUUCCCAUCUCACCCCAUCAGACUACGCUGAGGUGUACAGCGUCAUCAAGACGGUGAAGGAGGACGACUUUGCCCAGCUGGGCUUGGAGCCCUGUCUCCUGGAGGAUGAACUCAACAAGGCAGUUCAGGGCACUGGCUUGGCCUUCAUCGCCUUCACGGAGGCCAUGACCCAUUUCCCAGCAUCCCCCUUCUGGUCUGUGAUGUUCUUUUUCAUGCUAAUCAACCUCGGCUUGGGUAGCAUGAUUGGCACCAUGACUGGCAUCACCACACCCGUCCUUGACGCCUACAAAGUUCAGAAAGAGCUUUUCACAGUGUGCUGCUGCAUCGUGGCUUUCCUCUGUGGGCUGUUGUUUGUCCAGCGAUCGGGAAAUUAUUUCGUCACCAUGUUUGAUGAUUACUCUGCCGGUCUGCCUCUCACGGUCGUAGUGAUCCUGGAAAACGUCUCUGUCGCUUGGGUGUACGGCACUAAAAGGUUCAUGCAAGACCUGGAGGACAUGCUGGGUUUUCGACCAUCUAUAAUCUAUUUCUACCUGUGGAAGUACGUCUCCCCUCUUUGUCUCAUCGUCCUCAUCUCAGCCACUGUCAUAGAGAUGGCCAUCAGCCCACCGGGAUACAAUGCAUGGGUCCAAGAGCUGGCUCAGGAACGCUUCCAAAGCUACCCGCCCUGGGCUCUGGCCAUGUGCUUCGCUCUCAUCGUUGUGGCCAUGCUUCCCCUCCCGAUCGUCUUCAUCGCGCGCCACUUCAACCUGAUGUCGGACGGCUCCAACAAGCUGUCCGUCUCCUAUCGUAAAACCAUGAUGAAAGACAUCUCCAACCUCGAGGAGCAGGACGAGGCCAGAUUCAUCCUCGGUGCCAAGCCUGGCGACGUGCCGCUGUCGGGUUUGGCCCGCAAACCCUACGUGACCCCGACGGGGAACAAAUCCGUGGAUCCCAACUCUCUGUCUCCAAAUGUCUGCUACGGCACGAGCUACCAAAACGCUGCAAUAAGCCCCACGACACCAACAACGCCGCCUACGCCCCUUACACCUCUUACACCAGAGUCAGACUCUUGACUUUCCCCUUACCAACACCCCUCCAACAUGCAGUCCUCCCAUCAGUUUAGUUUUCAACCCUUUGUCCAGCUAAUCUCGCAAAACCUUCAGUAGUCACCUAGUUUUUCAGUGGAGUAAAACCCGAUUUUCUUGAUCCUACAGACUGUCAAAGCCACACACAGGGUAACACAGGCUAUCAUUAUGCAGUGAGUCUGAAAUGAACACACACACACAAAAAAAACAUCUAAGAAAAAGCUACAUUUAGUCUGUGAAGGUGUUUCUGUGUGAUAUUUAAACGAGGCUGCUCUAAAGACACACAGAUCUGUUUCAUUCAGACCCAAAGUUAACCACCCGAGUUCAUUCUGUAAAUAUCAAUGUACAGUGUAGUUAAUAAAAUACUGUAGAUUUUCCUACGCGGAGAUUAAAUUAAGAAACGUCAUGUUCCGUCACAUACAUGUCACAUCUUCUGUAGAGGUCAAACUUUUUAGUUUCUUCACCAAAGAGUAAAAACAAAACGCUUGAAUUCAAGCAAAGAAUGUUUGUUGAGUUGGAGUAAAAGUCAAGUUUAGUCAUUUUACGUUAAACUCAUAAUAAGAAACACAAGCCUCUAUUGUAUUCCUUGGACGUGUGAUGGAAGGCCUAAUCUACUCGUGCUAAUCCGAAGUCUAGUUGGUUUCAAAUGAUGGCACAUAAGCACACUAGUCUAUUUUUUAAAAGUGUAUGAGCACAAGUAAGUCACAGAUUCUUAUUGUUCCAAAGGGCAGAAUUAAAAUAAAUUAAAAAUAACGCCCUUUCCGCUUAUUGGUUCUCCUGGUAAAGAUGUGUGAGGAGCUUAAAAAAAAUAAUGAAAUCCUUUUCUGUAGCAGCUUGAUUUCAAAACAAAUUUAAGAGAACAAUCCCUUAAUUGGAGAACACUUAUUCAUUGGGUGAAAAACAUUCCCAUUAGAAAAUAUUUGUUUUAGCCAAAAUCAUAGAUGCCCUCAUUAUUGGCACCCCUAGCAAUUCUUCUAAACUUUAACUGACCUGUUUACUGUUCCCCCUCUUGACUUUUUUUAAGUUGAUGAAAAAGUCUAGAAAAGUUAAUUUCAGUAAAAACAUGAGUUGACACAGAGGUGUCAGAAUUUGUGGUUGAGUUGGACCCAGGUGCAGACAUCAAAGUUGGGACCUUUAUUUCAUUGGCACAGGGGAACCGGGGGAAAAUAACUAACUGGAAUCAUCAAAUACAUAAGAGAAGAAGAAAGUGGUGAGGAGGUGAGGAAAUUAACCGGGGCUGCAUCCCAAAAUGUCUAAUAAGGACUCUUCAUCCAAAGCGGCCGUACGUCAGCGUUCGCCAUGAUAAGUGCUGUCUGAAUAGUGCAGUCAGUAAGGAAGGAGGUAGGAAAAGGAGCCUGUAUGCUCCCUAUCAUAGUUCCUUUAGCAUAGGGACCUCGCCAUGUCUAUUACCGGCACUAGGGAGCUAUAAGAAAUCCCACAAUCCUUUGCAUGACGUAUAAGCACAGCCCACCCCACAGAAAUUUACGAAAACGUCCGGUGAGAAGAGAGCGCACACUUGUAAGUAGAACCAUUUACCCUUUCACGCAUUACACGACUUGUCGGUCACCCAUGUGGAUAAAAGGCCUUUGGCCAUUUUCACCUUUGCUGUCUACAGCAAAUAAGAGCCGAUAGAUGGUCUAAGAGCGUGACGUAAGUUUUAAAUUAAAGGAAGCAAUAAGAUCUGCGGUUGUGAGGUGACAAAGUAUAAUGUACAUAUAAAAACGUUAAACUAAAAAAGGAAACUCUGAUUAUUUGUUUAUGUUGUACACAUCGUUUAUUUUGCAUAUAAUGUGUAUACGUACACCACUUUUCGGGUUUAAAACAAAACCUAUUCAUAAAAUUAAAACAACUAAAAUAAAUACUACAAAAUCAUCGGCAGUAUGUCAGCACUGUUUAAGAAGACAAUAACAAACAAUUGGACUGGUUACUGUUAGAACUAGAAAGUCUGCAUAACUUUACGCGGCUUCUUGAGUUUUGGUAGUAAUGUAAUGGAGAGCUACAGCCGUUCGACACAUUUGUCAUAACUUGUGUGUUUUUUAGUUCUUAGGUCAAUCUGGGCUGUUGGUCCACAUUUGACUCGCAUCAUCCAUGUGUUUCCGUCGCGUAAUGAACUCAGAGUUAAAGGCUGUCCGAAAUUGACACGGCAGUCCGAAGCUCUUUUCUUACCAACGAUAGUGUUCUCACUGUUGACCCCAUAAAUUAAUACAUGAAUAAUAUAAUUAAAACAUUUCAGAUGGAGCCAGGCUUUUAACCACUGGGAGGGUUGAUUAGUGAAGUAAGACCCAGAAUGCAGUGCAGCUGGGAAAGAUUACGAUGAGAGAAAUGGAGAACGCUUCAUUAACAAACGCAGUAAUGAACACAGAGAGGUGAACAAGAGAACAAAAUGAUCUACUAAGGAAAGGAAAAGGCCUGACACCAAAAUAAGAAUCUAAACCCAAGUAAAAACAUAUAUAUCCUGUCAAGAAGUUAAUUUCUCUUUGCCAUUCUUCACACCCGGAAAGACAAGACAACAUGCCUAUAAAGAAAGGCACACAAUAGCCGCGUUUCUAUUGACCAUCAAAUUACGCAAAUUGUACUUACGAAAAUACAUUUGCUUAAUGGAAAUGCCAAUUUUGAAAAACCUUACGGUUUUCAAUCAAAAUGUUUUUGCACUAGGAUGAGGUGCUUUUUUUUUUGGCCAGAUCAAAACUGGUGUUUCGCAAAACUGCAAUGGAAACAAUGUUUUUUUUUGCUUCACACGAGUCACAUGAUAAAUAACCGAAUAUUAUCACCGGUGAAAAAGGCAGAAGAAGACGACAGGAAAUGUUGAAUCCAUAACUCUUCCAUAAAAUCGCAGAAUGCAAUGACCCAAAAAAGCCGCAUAUGUAGCCGCUCCCAAGUACGGUGGGCUUGUUGCUCCAACACCUCAAUGAGACGGCAACGUUUCCUCUGAUGGCUGAUGAUGAGCGCCAGUGCCGUGGCUGAAAUACGAAUGUUUGCAUCCUUCACCGCCAUGUUUUUUAAUGAGUUAUCAUGUGAGCAACUUAUUCAUGUGGGAUUUCAAUUGCAUAAAUGAUUUAAUGGAAACACCGCAAUUGCAAAAAUUGUGUUAGUUGUUUUUUUUACAUUUCUACAUUAGCAGAAUAUCUGCAAAGUUUUGAGCACAUUUGUAAUGGAAACACAGUUAGUGUGGAAGUUUUAAAAAAACAAAAAAAUACCUUUUUUUUGCAUGGUUACUGUCAAAUCAACACUACAGAUGGAGUGAGACGACCAGUGAGUUACAAAAUAAUUUAAAUAAAAAGCACCAUUAGACAAUUGUAGCAAAGAAAGACAUCAGGGAUUUAUUUUAAGCCUCCGUAACACGUUUGCCAGGCAUGCCGAUAAACGUGGAGGGUGCUGUACGUCAGAGCCGGCGAGUGAAAAAUAUAAGAGCACAAGCGAAAAAUGCACAAAGUUGGUCCUCUGUGACA
Molecule: messenger RNA, 6160 nt
Organism: Fundulus heteroclitus (mummichog)
Lineage: Eukaryota; Metazoa; Chordata; Actinopteri; Cyprinodontiformes; Fundulidae
Product: sodium-dependent neutral amino acid transporter SLC6A17
Exons: 12
Coding region: 471-2699 (742 amino acids)
Biological process (GO): L-leucine transport; sodium ion transmembrane transport; alanine transport
Cellular component (GO): synaptic vesicle; plasma membrane
Source: RefSeq, a predicted model, not a curated record